Messenger RNA from Funneliformis mosseae, 1011 nucleotides. NCBI's taxonomy places the organism in Eukaryota, Fungi, Glomeromycota, Glomeromycetes, Glomerales, Glomeraceae. The record is from the annotation of a GenBank genome assembly.
AUGACUCGAUCAACAAAAAAUAAUGUGAUCACUUUUAGCGGGUCUUAUGACUCUAAGAAGAUUGCACCCGAUUUCGACCGUUUUGAUAAAACCGACGAAGAGAUAGUUGAAGCUUAUAGACAUAAACUUACACUUGAUCCCGAAAUGCUCGUUAAUAAUUCCGAAACUACACGUAUCGCGUUACAAAAGAAAAAAGAUGAUACACAAAAGGUUCCUCGACCACCGAAUUCUUUCAUGAUUUAUAGGAGGGACACUAAAGCGAGAUUUAAACUCCAACAGAAGCAUGAUGGCGAAAAAGAAGCUAGUCUUUCAAAGGAUAUCGGAAAGAUGUGGAGAAAUGAAUCGCAAGAUACCAUCAGGUUGUUCAACUCCUUGGCUAAUAUAGCCAAAAAAAUGCACUUAAAAAAGUACCAAAAUUACAAGUACAAACCAAUCAAGAAGCAAAUGGUCGGAAAUAAGAAGAAAAGUAAGGAAAUUAACGAAAGCGAAUCAACCGUUAACCUCAACCUUCCGAUGUCUCCUCCUGUUAUUAGUUCACCCGAACCCGAUGCCUCAUUAGAAUUCGAGACUUGUGAAGGUUAUUCGAAUUUAGAUAAUAAUAAUUUGGAUACCAUCAAUUUUAACACCGCGUCAGAUCAUUAUCCUUUUAAUUUAUUCGUUGCUUGGUUUGGUGUUUGUUUAAUAUUUCUUGGCGUUUGGUUAAGAUGGUAUGCCAUGAGAAUUAAUAGAUUUUUUACUAGAAAUCUUAGAAUCGGUGAAGGACAAUUCAUUGUCACCGAAGGUCCAUAUAGACAUAUAAGACAUCCGGGUUAUUUGGGUCAAUUAUUAAUAUGGAAUGGUUUCGGUUUAUCUUCUGGAAAUUACUUGGUAGCCUCAAUUAUUUUUAUUGUUAUUUCAAUAACUUAUUGGUUUAGGAUAAGAAAAGAGGAAGUUAGUUUAUUAAGAACUUUUGGUGUUGAUUAUUUAGAAUAUUCAACUAGGGUUAGUAAAUUAAUUCCUCACAUCUAUUAA